GGCUGAAAAAUGAAUUUAUAGUUAGCUUCCGGUUUUUGCUGUAUCCCUUCUAGUCACAACCAGGCAGCUGCGGUUAUCAUGGCGGCUUACAGAAGCGCUGCAGGUUUUCAAAGAGUUUUGCAUGCUGUUAAGCAUGUCUGUUUUAGCAAGCAGAGGUGCGGUGUUAUAAUCUGCCGGUACUCUACAGUAUAUGACCCAAAUGAGAAGACCUUUGAUAAAAUCCUCAUUGCAAACAGAGGCGAGAUCGCCUGCAGGGUGAUUAAAACAUGUAAGAAGAUGGGCAUCAAGACAGUCGCAGUUCACAGUGAUGUGGACUCCAGUGCGGUUCACGUGAAGGUGGCUGAUGAGGCUGUGUGUGUUGGCCCUGCCCCUACAAGUAAAAGUUAUCUGAACAUGGAUGCUAUCAUGAACGCCAUCAAGCAGACUGGAGCUCAAGCUGUUCAUCCUGGCUAUGGAUUCCUGUCUGAAAAUAAGGAGUUUGCCAAGAGACUGGCGGCCGAGGGGGUGACCUUCAUUGGUCCUGACACGCAUGCCAUCCAGGCCAUGGGGGAUAAGAUCGAGAGCAAACUCAUCGCCAAAGCUGCCAAAGUCAACACCAUCCCAGGAUUUGAUGGGGUGGUCAAGGAUGCAAAAGAGGCUGUGAAAAUUGCAGGAGAAAUUGGCUACCCUGUCAUGAUAAAGGCAUCCGCUGGUGGAGGCGGGAAAGGGAUGAGGAUUGCCUGGAAUGAUGAGGAAACCAGGUGAGACGGUUUCUUCAAGUCACUUCAGUCAUUGUCAACACAGUCUCAGGUGUUGAUUUAUUAUUAUAUCAAUUAAAACAACCCACGCCAUGCUCGUUUGCAGGUGUUGGCAGACAAACACGGCAAUGCUCUGUGGUUGAAUGAGAGAGAGUGCUCCAUCCAGAGAAGAAACCAGAAAGUGGUGGAGGAGGCCCCCAGCACCUUUCUGGACCCAGACACCCGGAGAGCGAUGGGAGAGCAGGCUGUGUCUCUGGCGAAUGCAGUGAAAUACUCCUCAGCUGGCACUGUGGAGUUUCUUGUCGACUCCAAGAAGAACUUCUACUUCUUGGAGAUGAACACACGUCUACAGGUGGAGCAUCCCAUCACUGAGUGUAUCACAGGACUGGAUCUGGUGCAGCAGAUGAUCCGCAUUGCAAAGGGCUACAAACUCCAGCACAAACAGUCUGACAUACCCAUAAAUGGCUGGGCCGUCGAGAGCAGAGUCUAUGCUGAGGAUCCAUACAAAUCAUUUGGUCUCCCCUCCAUCGGCCGGCUGUCACAGUACCAGGAGCCACUUGACCUGCCCAAUGUUCGAGUAGACAGUGGAAUUCAAGAAGGAAGUGACAUCAGUAUCUACUAUGAUCCCAUGAUUUCUAAGCUGGUCACAUAUGGUAAAACACGUGAAGAAGCUCUGAAGAAAAUGGAAGAUGCACUUGAUAAUUAUGUCAUCAGAGGUGUGACCCAUAACAUUCCUUUACUGAGAGAGAUUAUUGUUCACCCUCGGUUUGUGUCUGGUGUUAUCAGCACUAAGUUUCUCCCAGAGGUGUAUCCUGAUGGGUUCAAAGGUCACAUGUUAACAGCAGGAGAGCGACGGGAGCUGCUGGCUACGGCUGCGGCUCUUUAUGUAGCAGCACAGCUCCGAUCUCAGAAGUUCCUGGGAGAUCUGAGGGUGUCCGUUGUUCCUGCAGAGAGCAGACAGUGGGAGCUGUGUGUGGAACUUGAUAAAAGCGUUCACAUGCUGGGUGUGUCUCGGUCUGGAAACAACUAUACAGUGGAGAUAGAUGGAGAGAAGGUUGAAGUGUCUGGAGAAUGGAACUUGGCCUCAGCAUUGCUGCCCAUCACCAUCAACGGCAAACACAGGACUCUCCAGUGCCUCUUGCGGACAGCGGCUGGAGAAAUCUCCCUGCAGUAUUUGGGCACUUCAUUUAAGCUGCGUGUGCUGAGUAAACUGGCAGCAUCUCUCAGUAAACACAUGCCAGAGAAGGUUCCAGAAGACACCAGUAGUAUCCUCCGCUCUCCCAUGCCAGGAUCUGUGGUGGCUGUGUCCGUUAAACCAGGAGAUAAUGUUGCAGAGGGACAGGAGAUCUGUGUGAUUGAAGCCAUGAAGAUGCAGAACAGCAUGACCGCAGCAAAGACAGCCAAGGUGAAGAGUGUGCACUGUAAAGCUGGAGAUACAGUCGGAGAGGGAGAUCUACUGGUAGAACUGGAGUAGUCAGUCGCUGUGGAUAAACAAUCAAAGACACUAGUAGACUAGAUGAAUCAUUCCUCAUGGUUUUACUCUGAUUUUUUACAUUAUCGCUAUAAUAUAUCCAUCUCCCUGCAAUCUAGCUGGAUUCCAGUGAAGGAAAUGUCAAAACACUUACACUCUCUCGUGCCUUGGCCCUCCGUUGGAGGUGUUUUCAUUUCACAUGGAACAAACCACAAUUUGACAUCAGCAGCAGUGAAUGAGUUUGAACGCAUCUUCAAAUGCAGUCAGUGAAAGCAGUUGACAUUCUCUCUACUCGCUGUGUUGAUUUAGCAUUGUUUAGAGGAAGUGCUGUGAAUGUUUUGCAUUGCUGCAACUCAUUUUUAAUUAUAAGGUUAUAUUAUGCAAUGAUUUUUCUGCUCCAUGAAUAUUCAAGAAUAAUAUAGGUCUAUUCACUCAUCUACAAAUCAACAGUCCCACACUCGUCUAUUUAAGUGUUUCCAUAGAACUUGUACCUCAUUUCUGUCAUCAAAUGCAUUCAACUCAAUUAGUGAUUAUUUCUGCACUUAGGUCUGUAGGUGCACUGUUCAAACACUUCAUUUGCUUGGGCUUUAAUUGUUCAGUCGUUUCCCCUCUUUCUAAAAUUGUGAAUCCGGAAGGAGCGGACCAUUAACAGAAGGAGAAGGCAGAUAUGAUUACUCAGAAACUAACAGACAGCUGUGGUCAGGCUUGGAGGAGGCACUUAGAUCCACUUUCUGUCUGUACCUGUUUUGAGAAAAAAUAAAGUGUUAUAAUAAAAAUGGGAUUAAUGUAAACAUUCCAAGUGCUCAUGAUUGCUUGAAGCCCUAGGCUUGGGAAGGAAACGCAUGAAAUGCAUGAUUUGAUUGAAUGCUGUGUGGCAGCAGCUAUUUCC
This is a messenger RNA of Sinocyclocheilus grahami, 3097 nucleotides long. It is a transcript of the gene pcca, whose product is annotated as propionyl-CoA carboxylase subunit alpha. Gene Ontology annotation, molecular function: propionyl-CoA carboxylase activity; ATP binding; metal ion binding. The transcript is spliced from 24 exons. Gene Ontology annotation, cellular component: mitochondrion. Lineage: Eukaryota; Metazoa; Chordata; Actinopteri; Cypriniformes; Cyprinidae. The record is from RefSeq and is a predicted model, not a curated record.